AUGAACUACAUUCACCACCCAUACCAGUUCACUGGCCACCCCGGCGUGCCAAUGGAACAGCACCUUACCUAUGACCCGACCAUGGUUCACCCUACCAUGAUGCAUCACCCAAUGGACGGCUACCUCUACGCCCAGCCCCCCUUCGAUAUGGUCGACUACUACCACCAGCCUCUGAUUGAUUACGAAGAAUAUGCCGAGAACCUCUCGCGGCCGAGGUUGACCAAGGAGCAGGUGGAGACAUUGGAGGCUCAGUUCCAGGCACACCCCAAGCCCAGCAGCAACGUCAAGCGCCAAUUAGCCCAGCAAACACACCUCAGUCUUCCUCGAGUCGCAAACUGGUUCCAAAACCGACGAGCCAAAGCGAAGCAGCAAAGAAGACAAGAGGAAUACGAGCGCAUGCAAAAGGCAAAAGCGGAGGCUGAAGAGGCCGUCAAGGUAAAAUCAGAGCCUUCGGACACUUCGUUCGCGGAGGCCAGUGAUGAGCAAAAGCAGGAUGACAGCAAAGUCUCCACCCCUAAAGCGUCAAAGCCCACAUCUAGCAACCAAGACCAAUCCUCUGAAGCUUCUGUCGGGUCGAAGCACCAGCCCACCCGCAGCGAGUCUGCUCGUGCAGCCAGUCUUGCCUCACUGCAAAGAGCCAUGAAUGCUGCAGCUCAAUACCAGGACGCUCAGAACGCUUCAAUGGACGGAUCUGGAUCAGUGUCCCCAACCACAUCGCUGCCGACUGACGCCGACUCGGCUAUCUGGAGCUCAGUGAACUCGACAAACGGGGAUCUGUCCGUUCCCGGAUUAGACAACUCGCAAACACUCUCUGACUACCGCUCAGCUAGCGACGCGGGUGCUUCGUACAACUCAAUGCAGUAUGCCCUGCAGGCAGAUGUGGCCAUUGCGCGACGGGGCUCAUCAGAUGUGCUCGCCGACUCAUUUGAGGGAAUUGGUAUCACCACCUCACCCAGCCUCUCACAGCUCGGCAACCGGACCGACCGGGCUGCGACCUGGAAGGACAACGGCAAGGAGCUUGAUCUUGCUGCCCGCAGGAACCGACCGAGGCCUGCUGCCAUUGGCACUUCUAGGUCCUCUUCAAUGCUCCACACUCAAGCUAUGUCGCCAACGACGCGAGGGCAAAGCUACGGCACUGUGAAGCAAUCUAAAUCUGCCGGAAACCUUAGCUCGCGUUACGCGGGUGUGCGAAAGCCAUCUGCGCAGCGUUCUCCUCUGAACCUGUCGACGUUCUCUGAGGCCGGUGUGCUGAGCUCCGCGAAGACGGAGCUGUCAACCAUGCUCCAGCCCGUCACUACCAACUCACUAGCUCCGCCCACCCCCUUGACUCCAGAGGAUCUGCACCAUCUGCUUCCCAACACCCCUACCACCGAUGGCUACUGCCUGUCCGCACAGCCAGCCAGCCACCUCUUCCCCACAACACAGCCGAUGCAGAUCAACAUCGCGUCGCCGCCGGCCACACCACUAGGCAUGGAGAUGAUGCCUUCAUACCCGUACCACGGCGUCCCGCCUCCCAUGUCCGCCCCAGCACACUACACCACCUUCCCGGACUACGGUUGCGAUGGCAGUCUCCAGGGAAGGAACUGGGAAGCCACAUCCAUGCCAUCCCCGGAGAUCUCUUUCCAGAACCAAUGUCAGCAGAUGGAUCUCUCGUCAAUUUCAUACGAACAGGCUCUCGAGCAAAGCCAUCCGGGUAGCCGAGCUUCAGGCUCUCCAUUUUGCGACGCUGGUAUGCACACCCCGAUCGACGCCAGCAAGGCGACGGAAUUCCACCUCUACGAAUUCCCCGAUCAAGAAGAAGCGCACCGGUUCGUGGCCCAGCAGCUUCCAUCCCAGAAGCCCAAGGCGUACACCUUCGCCGAGCACCGGACCCCCACGAAUUUCGGCUGA
Messenger RNA from Aspergillus mulundensis, 1890 nucleotides. RefSeq lists its product as uncharacterized. Gene Ontology annotation, cellular component: RSC-type complex; nucleus. Gene Ontology annotation, biological process: regulation of transcription by RNA polymerase II. Gene Ontology annotation, molecular function: DNA binding; DNA-binding transcription factor activity, RNA polymerase II-specific. Bases 1 to 1890 code for a protein of 629 amino acids. Lineage: Eukaryota; Fungi; Ascomycota; Eurotiomycetes; Eurotiales; Aspergillaceae. The record is from RefSeq and is a predicted model, not a curated record. The transcript is spliced from 2 exons.